Molecule: messenger RNA, 3096 nt
Organism: Puntigrus tetrazona (Sumatra barb)
Lineage: Eukaryota; Metazoa; Chordata; Actinopteri; Cypriniformes; Cyprinidae
Gene: klhl38a
Product: kelch-like family member 38a
Exons: 4
Coding region: 520-2271 (583 amino acids)
Molecular function (GO): protein binding
Source: RefSeq, a predicted model, not a curated record
GUAGCUAAUGAAGCAGGCUGUUUUCGUCUUUUUUUCCCCUAUUUUCUCAAGCAAGAGGCAAACCAAGGUAACCGGGCCUAACAGUUCAGCUGUUCAACGGACUCAUCCUAGCCAUCAGCACUGCACUAUAUUUACCAGCUUCCUGGGUUACACAAGCCUGCCAAGGGGUGUGCACAAGCCCUCAGCCCCUUCCUCUGUCCUCCAGAUAAGCCGGGUUCUCUGUCACUGCCAUAGAAAACACACAAAACGCAUGGUGCACGGCCUACCACUGUGGGAACAAACAAGGGGAGGGUCACAUGUGAGCCCCGGACGACAGCAGCCUUCCAGACUAUUCUAGGUAACUGGAAUGUACACAGCGACCUCAUGGCAGACUUCAAACUUGAGACCUCAUGUCUUUCUCCAUGCCUCCUUUGACUGUGUCGUCUUUGAGAGGGAAAUCUGGGAGAAAUGUGUUUGCUUUUACCCUGCUGAGCUGCUGUGCCUGAUUCAUCAUCAACUUGAGCGUAAAGAACAAACAGCAUGGCUAGUAUAUCAACAGAGACCUUUCCAUUUAAGGACCAAGAGCUCUCAGCUCACCUCCUGUUUCAGUUGAACAUAUUGAGACAAGAGCAGGUCUUCACCGAUGUGAUCUUGUGCACCGAAGACAAGGAGAUCCCUUGCCACAGGAACGUUUUGGUCUCCAGCAGCCCAUAUUUCCGAGCCAUGUUCUGCAGCAACUUCCGGGAGAGCAGCCAGGCCAGAGUGGACCUGAAAGGCAUUGCAUCGGAGGUCAUCGAAUGUGUCGUGGAUUACAUCUAUACUGGUGCCAUCACCAUCACCAUGGAGCUGGUGCUGCCUCUGAUGCAGGCGGCCUCCAUGCUGCAUUACGGAAGGCUCUUCGAGGCCUGCUCCACUUUCCUGCAGGAACAGCUCAAUCCAGAAAACUGCCUGAGCAUGAUCCGGCUCUCGGAGAUCCUUCACUGUGAAAGCCUCAAGGAGAGAGCCAAAGAAAUGGCCGUGCGGUGCUUCUCGGACGUAGCUGCUUCUGAGGACUUCUGUGAACUUUCCCUUCCUGAGUUAAUGUGCUAUUUGGAGGACGACCGACUUUGUGCGGAGGAAGAGCAGGUUUUCGAGACUCUACUUGCUUGGAUCCACCACGACCCCUUUUCCCGGCGAGGAGCCAUUCAUGACCUCUUCAAGAAGGUCCGGUUGCGGUACAUCCAUCCGACGUACCUCUUCCAGUUUAUCGCCAACGAUCCGCUCGUCCAGUCGUCUACACUGUGCACAGAGAUCAUCGAGUCUGUGCGACGUCUCAUGUUUUCUGUAAGCGCCAAAUGCACUAAAGAGCUAAAGCCUCUCUGGACCACACCACGUCGAUACACGUGCCGGGAGACUCUGGUGGUGGUUGGAGGCCGCAAGAACAACGAACAGACAUCUCGAGAGGCGCUUCUCUAUGAUGAACGGACACAGCGGUGGCAGUGGCUCGCCAAACUGCCUCUGCGACUCUACAAGGCGGCGUAUGUGUGUAUUCACAGCAUUCUCUAUGUGGUUGGUGGUCUUAGUCUUAGUCUGGUAUCUGGAGACAGCGCGGUUAGCGCCACAGUUUAUACUCUCUCACUGAAGACCAACCAAUGGAGGACCGCCGAGCCCAUGCUGGAGCCACGUUACGCCCAUCAGUGUGUCUCCUACCUCCACUUCAUCUUUGCUCUUGGUGGAAUAGGGCCGGAUAAGCAGAUCUCAAAUACUGUGGAGCGCUACAACAGCAUGUUCAAUCAAUGGGAGGCCAUGGCACCGAUGCCCACAGCGGUCCUACACCCUGCAGUCGCAGCCAACGAUCAGAGGAUUUAUGUCUUUGGAGGCGAGGAUGCCUUGCAGAAUCCAGUGAGACAAAUACAGGUUUAUCACAUCUCCCGCAACUUGUGGUCUAGACUGGAAACCAGGACAGUGAAGAACGUCUGCGCACCUGCUGCUGUGAUAGAAGACAAGAUUUAUAUUGUUGGAGGAUACACAAGAAGAGUGAUUGCCUAUGACACCAAAGCUAAUAAAUUUGUGAAGUGCACCAACAUGAAGGAGAGAAGGAUGCACCAUGCAGCUACUGUCAUCAAUAACAAACUCUACGUGACCGGAGGACGUUUCCUCAACGCUCAUGAUGUCAUCGAAGACUCAGACUGCUUUGAGUGCUACGACCCUAAAACGGACGUGUGGACUUCUAAAGGAUCGUUACCGUACAAACUGUUUGAUCACGGUUCACUGUCGCUGAUCUGCGUCUCCAACCGCCCCAACCCACCAUGACUGCUCAGAGAGCGCAACAUGUCUGCUUGAGCGUCCCGUUCGCUCCCCUGCUCAUUAAGGGAAAUGAGAAAUACGGGGGCCCACAGCUGAGACUGGAAACCAUCUGAGGAAGGUUGCGUUCGUUUGUGGGUUGAGUACAUCUCAGCUGUGGCUUUGAUGGUAUGCUGCUGGUGCUCGCCAGCAUCUGUGCUGUCUUAAAUCAAAAGAGAUUUGAGCUGCCAAUUGCAAGUGUCACAGUGGACCUCAGGGAGUGAGCCCAGGACCUCAAAAAUGGCAGACUUACGCAAUGUACAGCUGUCCCUGCGGAACUGUGAACCGAAAAUCUUCACACAGAUGUUUUUUCAUCACGAUCUCCUUCUCUCGGAAAGGCUUGAGCAGCCGAUUUUUAGUCAAUAGCGCCUUGUUAGCAUGAAUUUAAAUGGGAUCGAGGAGAUAUGACAACAUUUUUUUAGCCAGUGUAAAAAAUCCAAAAGCAUGAGGGCGUGACUGUUUGAUGAAGUAAUCGGUGAAGUGAAGAGAACAUUCCCUGAGAGCUGAGAGCUGUGGUGUGUGGUCAGUUCUGUGUAAUUAACGAAGGCCAAAAAUGAACUUAAUGGAUCAUGAAAUGCUUGAUGUACCAUGCACGCUAAAAGUAUGUGGACACCUGCUUCUAAUUAACAUGGUUUACUAUUUCUGCUACGCACAUAUCUAACAGAUGCAUAAAAUCAAGCAUGCAGCCAUGCAAUCUGCUGAGACAAACAUUUUCAGUGUCUUUUUCUGCUCCAGCAUGACAAUGAACCCUUUUGCGGGGUUUGCAAUUUGGAAAUUAAACAGAGUAAACUUGUA